AUGUCUACUACUGCAGUUGCUGUUGAGACACCAGUUGAAGUACCGAAACCACCACGUAAAGAAGUUCAAAUUAUUCAGGUUUUAGCUGAAAAGGUUACUGGUCAUGUAAAAUGGUACAGCACCAUUAAACGUUACGGUUUUAUCAGUCGAAAUGAUGAUGGUGGAGAUUUAUUUGUGCACCGAUCUGUCAUAUCAGCCUAUACAAAUCCAUUUCCUUCAUUGUUAAAUGGAGAAGAGGUUGAGUUUACAGUGGUGGAAACAAACCAAGGAAUAGAAGCAUCAUGCGUCACUGGUCCAGGUGGUCAACCAGUCAAAGGUGUCCGCCUAUAUAAUCGUCGUUAUAGAACGAAUAGUGAACCUUCUCGAGUGAAAAAUGCUUCUACCGCUGAGAAUGCUGAAGGUGAUAAUGCUCAGCCCUGUUUAAGUAACGGACGAUAUCGACCACGACGCCGCCGGGGUGGUGGCGGUGUUGGAAAAAGUGCCAAGGUUCAAAGUGGACAAAAUGAAAGUUAUGAUGAUGGAACUACAACUCAACAGAAAUCUAAUGAUCAGUCAUAUAAAGAAGGUAAUAUUUCAGCGACACCUGGAGUAUUUCCUCGUCAAUGGCGUAGGCCCUAUGGCAAUAUUCGUCACCGUAGUGCACCAACAAGGAAUUUCAGCACUGUAAACGUUGGAGAUGGUAGAUUUACAUCAGGUGAAAUAACCGGUUCUCAAGAUUCUCGAUACUAUCAACGAGGUUUUAGACGUCCUUUUCGUCGACCAAUGGGAAAUUUUCGCUAUUCAAAUGGAUAUUACAUUGGACGUGUAAAUUUCUCCCAGUCAAGAUUUCAACCGGCUUAUGAUUCACAAAAUAGUCAAGGUGGAUCUUAUCGUGGUCGGGGCAGGGGUUACAAUUCUCGACGACCUCGUCGUCGAUUUAACAAUACCGACCAUGUAUCCUCCAAUGGUAUCCGUAGUGUAAAUGGAGUGACAGAACAAGAAAAAACUAACGAUACCACGUCAGUUCAUGAUAUUCAGAAGGAAGUGAAGCAGAUUUAUCUGUAA
Molecule: messenger RNA, 1044 nt
Organism: Heterobilharzia americana
Lineage: Eukaryota; Metazoa; Platyhelminthes; Trematoda; Strigeidida; Schistosomatidae
Source: the annotation of a GenBank genome assembly